Diceros bicornis minor is the source of this 1966-nucleotide messenger RNA. RefSeq names its product craniofacial development protein 1 (gene CFDP1). The record is from RefSeq and is a predicted model, not a curated record. The transcript is spliced from 7 exons. The coding region runs from base 88 to 987 and encodes 299 amino acids. NCBI's taxonomy places the organism in Eukaryota, Metazoa, Chordata, Mammalia, Perissodactyla, Rhinocerotidae.
CGCCCCCCAAUGGUCUCUCUCUAGACCUUUGCAGUUGGGGGCACCCGCUUCGGUUCUGUGGUUCGGCCGACCCCGCGCGGCAACGACAUGGAGGAAUUCGACUCUGAAGACUUCUCCACCUCGGAGGAGGACGAGGACUACGUGCCGUCGGGUGGAGAGUAUAGUGAAGAUGAUGUAAAUGAAUUAGUGAAGGAAGAUGAAGUGGAUGGUGAAGAGCAGACACAGAAAACCAAAGGGAAAAAAAGAAAGGCUCAGAGCAUUCCGGCCAGGAAGAGAAAACAAGGUGGGCUCUCAUUAGAAGAAGAGGAAGAGGAGGAUGCCAAUGCGGAAUCUGGAGCAAGUAGCAGUGAGGAGGAAGACACAGCUGCAGUACAGGAAGAAGGCAUUGGGUCAGAGGAUGCGAGGAAAAAGAAGGAGGAUGAACUAUGGGCCAGCUUCCUCAACGAUGUAGGACCAAAAUCAAAAGUGCCCCCAAGUACACAUGUUAAAAAAGGAGAGGAGACUAAAGAGACGAGUUCAAGUAAAUUGUUGGUCAAAGCAGAAGAGCUAGAGAAAUCUAAAGAAACAGAAAAAGUUAAAAUCACCAAGGUGUUUGAUUUUGCUGGUGAAGAAGUCAGGGUGACUAAGGAAGUGGAUGCUACAUCUAAAGAAGCCAAAUCCUUCUUCAAGCAAAAUGAGAAAGAAAAACCACAGGCUAAUGUCCCUGCAGCUCUGCCGUCACUCCCUGCUGGGUCAGGGUUAAAAAGAUCAAGUGGCAUGAGCAGCCUUUUGGGGAAAAUUGGAGCCAAGAAGCAGAAGAUGAGCACCCUAGAGAAGUCCAAAUUGGACUGGGAGAGCUUCAAGGAGGAAGAGGGCAUUGGUGAAGAACUAGCCAUCCAUAAUCGAGGGAAGGAAGGGUACAUUGAACGGAAAGCUUUUCUAGACCGAGUGGAUCACAGGCAGUUUGAAAUUGAGCGAGAUCUCAGGCUGAGCAAAAUGAAACCCUGAUGUUGUGGGGGAAAAUCAAUAGCGGCUUAAUCCUGUUUACAAUGUGAGCUUUUUGUGCAUCUGUGAAAUGUUUCCGGUAUUUCUCAUCAACUGUUUCCCAGCAAGGUCUUGUUUUCUAUUUUGAGUUUCUGUCUUUGUAUCUUGAUCUCAGUGGUUUCAUUCAUUUUACUUUUAAAAGUGUGUUCUUUAAAAAACAAUAAAUAAAUAAAUAAAUAGAUACAAGUUGGUCCUGUGAGAGGCUGGCGAAGAUGAUGACACCACUUACCCUCCCUUAUUCUGCUGCAAAGUCUACCAGGCCAAGUCAGUACAUUCCAGGCCUGUCUGGACCAGCGUGGAUGUGCAGUUCUGGGGCCAUGGGACUCUUUGUGAAGUCAGCCUUGCCCUGAAGACUGAGGGAAGGAGGCUCACUGGUGCCAAUGGAACACCAGUCCCAGGCAGUUUUGGGGGGUUUUUUUGGUUUGGUUUGUUUUGGUUUCUGAGGAAGAUUGUUCCUGAGCUAACAUCUGUUGCCAGUCUUCCUCCAUUUUAUAUGUGGAUUGCCACCACAGCAUGGCUGACGAGUGGUGUAGGUCCAUGCCCAGGAACCGAACCCGUGAACUCUGGGCGCCGAAGUGGAGCGCACUAAACUUAAACACUAGGCCAUGGGGCCGGCCUGGUCCUGGGCAGUUUUGUUCUCUGUUCUGCUCGUGCUUCUCCCCUGAUCUCUUUCUCCCUCCUGAAUGGAAUUCCGAUUUACUGGUACAGUGUAAAGCUGAAAAUAAGGAUAUAUUAUUGCUGAAUUAGGGAUUUUUUUCCCUUCAGCCUUUUUCCUCUUCCCAAAGUUAAAGUCAACUUCAGAUGUGCUCCCACCUCAAUAGUUCUUUAAUUUUUGGUUUGUCAAAGAAGACUGUGAAGGACCCUUUCUUUUUUAUACUCUGUAGGAAAAUUUAAAUUCCAAACUUCAUAUUAAUAGAGCAGUAAACCACACAACCUACUCCUG